Molecule: messenger RNA, 3075 nt
Organism: Brassica napus (rape)
Lineage: Eukaryota; Viridiplantae; Streptophyta; Magnoliopsida; Brassicales; Brassicaceae
Exons: 2
Coding region: 1220-2890 (556 amino acids)
Molecular function (GO): zinc ion binding
Source: RefSeq, a predicted model, not a curated record
UCGUCGUCGUCUCUCCGUCGUCGUCUCCCCGUCCUUGUCGUCGUCGUCUCUCCGUCGUCGUCGUCGUCGUCGUCUCUCCGUCGUCGUCUUCGCCUCUCCGUUGAUCCGUCGUCGUCGUCUCUCCGUUUAUUUAUCGUCGUCGUCGUUUCUCAAUUGAUCUGUCGUUUCUACGUCUAUUCAUCUCAUUCUCUCUCUCGUGUGUCUGAUUUGAUUAAGGUUUGAAUCAUUUCAUUUUGUUAUACAUUAUCUAGGUUUUGUUAUAUAUUAUUCAUUUGUUGAUGAUUUGAAGUUGAUUUUGUAGAACAAUGGAAGUUUUGUGCAUCUGUGGACAAUGGAUCUCAAAAGAAUCUCUCCAGUGGGAGUUUCUUGUUGAUUUGAAGAGGAAUGCAUCAAUCAUUUCCAUAGAAGAAGAUCUACUGUAUGAAGAUUUGAUGAAGAUUGUCUCUGAAGAUUUUAGUGUUAAAGAGGAAGAAAUCAGUUUGAGUUAUGGUUUUUCAUUGGAUAUGAAAUGUAUUAUUGAAAGUUUCCCCCCACUCUCGAUAGGUAAUACUCGUCAGCUCAGAACUUUCAUUUCCAAGACUAGAGCAUUUGAUGGAACCUGUCGUUUGUGUGUUAAGGUUAGUACUGAUCCAGUUAGCUGUAACACUCAAGCUUCUGAUACAUUUGCUUCUACUGUUCCAUUGAAUGCCAAUCCAGCGAUUCUUUCUACUGUGCAGAGUGAAAAACAGGUACAUUGUCCUUAAUUCCCUUUUUCUGUUUGUGUUUGCAUGAUAUGCUUCAUAAUCAAGUACUAUGCCUUACAAAACUACUUGACUUUUGCAGAGUCUUCUAUAUGAAGGUGUUUCUACAGUUCCUCUGAAUGCUCUUCCGGAUUUUAGUACUGAUUCAGCUAGCUGUAACAUUCAAGCUUCUGAUACAUUUGCUUCUACUGUUCCAUUGAAUGCCAAUCCAGUGAUUCUUCCUACUGUGCAGAGUGAAAAACAGGUACAUUGUCCCUAAUUCCCUUUUUCUGUUUGUGUUUGCAUGAUAUGCUUCAUAAUCAAGUAUUAUGCCUUACAGAACUACUUGACUUUUGCAGAGUUUUCUAUAUGAAGGUGUUUCUACAGUUCCUCUGAAUGCUCUUCCGGAUUUUAGCCCUGUCCAUAUUGGACUUUCACCAAACACGAGAGUAGCUGGCGAUAUUAAGGUGAAUAGCUAUUUUAAGACAAAGAGAGAGUUGAUGUUGAGGAUGAAGAAAUGGGCUUUAGAGUGGAAGUUUGAGUACAAGACUGUCUCUUCUAACAAGUCAAGAGUGCUUUUGAGUUGUGUUGAUGAAAAUUGCACGUGGAGGAUGCGUGCUAUCAAGCUACCUGUUUCAGAUUUUUUCGUUGUUAAAAAGUAUGUUCAUGAGCAUACAUGCGAUACAACACACAGGAAAGCCAACCACAGACAAGCAUCUGCAAAGUUGUUGGGUUCUUUGAUUUCCAGCAAUUAUGGAGAAAAAAAGGAAGGUCUCAAACCGAAACAGAUCAUUGAACAGGUCAGGAUGCUGCAUGGUGUUCACAUCAAUUACAAACAAGCUUGGAGAGUGAGAGAAGAAGCUCAGAUUUUGGUUAGAGGGACUCCUGAAGACAGCUAUUACAAUUUGUCUAGGUGGUUGUAUAAAAUCACAGAAACAAACCCUGGUUCCUUGACUUAUCAACAUGUUGAUGCUGCAGGAAAGUUCAAGUAUGCAUUUGUGGCUUUUGGUCCAUCGAUAAGGGGAUUUUCAUUGAUGAGGAGAGUUAUUGCAGUAGAUGGUACAUUUCUGAAGGGAAAAUUCAAUGGGACUUUAUUGGCAGCUUGUGCUCAAGAUGGGAAUUAUCAUCUAUAUCCUCUCGCCUUUGCAGUGGUUGACGCAGAAAACGGCGCCUCUUGGAAAUGGUUCUUUAGAGGUUUGAGCCAGAAGAUCCCGGACGCUUCGGAUCUUGUUUUUGUAUCAGACAGGGCUAACUCCAUUUCUUCAGCGUUGGAGGAUGUAUAUCCCUUAUCUCACCAUGGAAUUUGCAGGAUCCAUCUGCUCCGCAACAUCACUCCUACAUAUGCGAAGACUGGGUUGCUACCUCUGGUGGAAAGCGCUGCUGAUGCCUAUACGUGUCACGAGUUCUGGUUAAUCUUCAAGGACAUAAAGGAUAAAUGUCCUGAAUUGGCUAAGUAUCUGGAAGAGUCUGAUUUUAGGAAGUGGGCACGAAGCUAUGCGCCUGCGAACAGGUAUAAUAUCAUGACUACCAACAUUGCAGAGUCUCUCAAUUCUAUGUUGAAGAUGCCUCGUGAGUUGCCCAUUAUCUCUCUCCUUGAAACUAUCAGAUUGACGAUGACCACUUGGUUUUUUGAGCGACGCGAAGCGGCUGCGAAACAUAAGCACCUGGUUACUCCAAAAGUUGUUCAGAAAUUGGUAUCUAGGUUAGGGGCCGCAAUGUUGUUGAAUGUGUAUCAAGUUGAUCGAAGCGAGUUUGAGGUGAAGAAUGAAACAAUGAAGUUUGUUGUUGACUUGGAGAAGCGGCAUUGCACAUGUAAUGUUUUCGACAUUGACAAGAUCCCCUGCAUCCAUGCCAUCGCUGCUGCUAAGCAUAUCAAGAGAGAUGAAAACCGUUUUGUUGAUGCUUCUCACUUGACAGAAACGUGGGCUAAAGCUUAUGCUGAAAGCAUACAUCCUGGUGGAGAGUUGUCAACGUCCACCUAUCCAGAGAAUAUUGAUGAACUGUCUUGCCCACCUCCAGCUACCAAAAAGAAAAGUGGACGCCCUCCUACAAAGAGAAAGAGAUCCGUUGGCGAGUUUGGGGUUCCUGGAUCUAAAUCUCAGUCCCACAAGUGCAGCAGAUGUGGCACAGGAGGGCACAACAAGAUCACAUGCCAGAGGCCUAUAGGAUGAAGUUCUACAUUUUUACAUUUUUAUCGAUUAUUAUUUGGAUGUUUGGCUAUUUUGAUGGUUACAUGAUAUGCACAAGACCAUAUACAUUUUUUCUUUUGGAACCCUAUCCUGAAUAAGUAUGAUUUCUUACAACUUUUGUAAUAUACAACAUUAUCUUUUGAUCUCAUUUCAAUUUUUAGUUUAAA